Molecule: messenger RNA, 930 nt
Organism: Onychomys torridus (southern grasshopper mouse)
Lineage: Eukaryota; Metazoa; Chordata; Mammalia; Rodentia; Cricetidae
Gene: Tpsg1
Product: tryptase gamma 1
Exons: 5
Coding region: 1-930 (309 amino acids)
Biological process (GO): proteolysis
Molecular function (GO): serine-type endopeptidase activity
Source: RefSeq, a predicted model, not a curated record
AUGCUUCUGGGGGGAGGGGGACCAGCAGGGUGUGGCCAGCCCCAGGUUUCACAUGCAGGAAGUCGAAUUGUAGGAGGCCAUGCUGCCCCAGCUGGCACAUGGCCAUGGCAAGCUAGCCUCCGUCUGCAGAAGGUGCAUGUGUGUGGAGGGUCCCUGCUCAGCCCAGAAUGGGUGCUCACAGCAGCCCACUGCUUCUCUGGGUCUGUGAAUUCAUCUGAUUACCAGGUACACUUGGGAGAGCUCAAGAUCACCCUGUCUCCCCAUUUCUCCACUGUAAAGCAGAUCAUCCUGUACUCUAGCCCCCCAGGACCACCAGGGUCCAGUGGAGACAUUGCCCUGGUGCAGCUGGGCACCCCUGUGGCCCUCUCCAGCUGGGUCCAGCCUGUGUGCCUCCCAGAGGCCUCAGCUGACUUCUACCCAGGGAUGCGGUGCUGGGUGACAGGCUGGGGCCAUAUUCGGGAGGGAGAGCCUUUGAAGCCCCCAUACAACCUGCAGGAGGCAGAAGUCUCUGUGGUGGAUAUAGAGACCUGCAGCCAGGCUUACAGCAGCCCCAAUGGCACCAUCAUCCAGCCAGACAUGCUGUGUGCCCAGGGCCCUGGGGAUGCCUGCCAGGAUGACUCUGGAGGGCCACUAGUCUGCUGGGUGGCUGGGACCUGGCAGCAAGCUGGCGUGGUCAGCUGGGGUGAGGGCUGCGGCCGCCCUGACCGGCCUGGUGUCUACGUUAGAGUCACUGCCUACUUGAACUGGAUCCACCGCCAUAUCCCACCAUCAGGGGGUUCGGGAAUACAAGGGCCUGCCUGGAUUCCCCUUCUGGCUGGCCUCUUCUUGCCCAGCCUCCUACUGCUGCUGGUCUCUGGAGUCCUGAUGGUCAAGUGCUGGCUGGGGAGAUCCUGGCUAGGCUCCAUCUCCCACCCAACUUCAGACCUCUGA